GCGGGUUUCCCUGCGGGCCCGAGUCGCCGUGAGGCGCCGCCAACUAAGCGCGCGCCACUGUCCCCAGGGUCAGCGAGUGACGCUGUCAGAAGACUCCUCUGCAGUACAGCGUGUAGCCUCGCCACCCCCACGGUGCGAGCGAGCGACGAUGAGAGCGGGUGACAGCGCCCGGAGCCUCCGCCCGGCCUCGGGGCAGCUGCACUGAGCCCGGCGCGCGGGGCCCAGUCCUCCACUCUCCCCAGCGCUCCCCGGCGUUCGCAGUGUCCCCGCACCAGCCGCUGCUAGCGGCCGCCGCGCCUGGGCCAUGGGGCUGCCCACUCUGGAGUUCAGCGAUUCGUAUUUGGACAGCCCGGAUUUUAGGGAGCGAUUGCAGUGUCACGAGAUCGAGCUGGAGAGAACCAACAAGUUCAUCAAAGAGCUGCUGAAGGAUGGCUCUCUGCUCAUCGGGGCGCUGAGAAAUCUGUCCAUGGCUGUACAGAAGUUUUCCCAGUCUCUGCAAGACUUCCAGUUUGAGUGUAUUGGAGACGCAGAAACUGAUGAUGAAAUUAGUAUUGCUCAGUCACUGAAAGAAUUUGCAAGGCUACUUAUUGCUGUAGAAGAAGAAAGGCGUAGACUGAUUCAAAAUGCUAAUGAUGUAUUAAUUGCACCCCUUGAGAAAUUUCGAAAAGAACAGAUCGGUGCAGCUAAAGAUGGAAAGAAGAAAUUUGACAAAGAGAGUGAAAAAUACUAUUCUAUUCUGGAUAAACAUCUGAAUUUAUCGGCUAAGAAAAAGGAGUCUCAUUUGCAAGAGGCAGAUUCACAGAUUGGCCGAGAACAUCAGAACUUCUAUGAAGCUUCAUUAGAAUAUGUCUUUAAGAUCCAAGAGGUUCAAGAGAAGAAGAAGUUUGAGUUUGUGGAACCGCUAUUGUCCUUCCUUCAGGGUUUGUUUACAUUUUACCACGAGGGAUAUGAACUUGCCCAGGAAUUUGCACCGUACAAGCAACAGCUACAGUUCAACUUGCAGAAUACAAGGAAUAACUUUGAAAGCACUCGGCAAGAAGUGGAGAGACUGAUGCAGAGGAUGAAGUCUGCCAAUCAAGAUUAUAGACCUCCCAGCCAGUGGACCAUGGAGGGCUAUCUUUACGUCCAGGAGAAAAGACCACUGGGUUUCACAUGGACUAAACACUACUGUACUUACGACAAAGGAAGCAAAAUGUUCACAAUGAGCGUCUCCGAUGUGAAAGCCAGUGGGAAGAUGAACGGCCUUGUUACUGGUUCGCCUGAAAUGUUUAAAUUAAAGUCGUGUAUCCGACGGAAGACAGAUUCCAUUGACAAGCGCUUCUGCUUUGACAUAGAAGUGGUCGAAAGGCAUGGCAUCAUUACGCUACAGGCAUUCUCUGAAGCUAACCGGAAGCUCUGGCUGGAGGCCAUGGACGGGAAAGAACCGAUUUACACGCUACCCGCCAUAAUUAGCAAGAAAGAAGAAAUGUACUUAAAUGAAGCAGGGUUCAACUUUGUGAGAAAAUGCAUUCAAGCUGUAGAAAUGAGAGGCAUCACCAUCUUGGGCCUGUACCGAAUAGGAGGAGUGAACUCCAAGGUCCAGAAACUCAUGAACACCACAUUUUCUCCCAAGUCCCCUCCUGAUAUGGACAUUGAUAUUGAGCUGUGGGACAAUAAGACUAUAACGAGUGGGCUGAAAAACUACCUCAGGUGCCUUGCUGAACCAUUAAUGACUUACAAAUUGCACAAGGAUUUCAUCAUUGCUGUCAAGUCAGACGACCAAAACUACAGGGUGGAGGCCGUCCAUGCACUGGUACACAAAUUGCCGGAGAAAAACAGAGAAAUGCUGGACAUCUUGAUAAAACACCUUCUCAAAGUAUCACUACAUAGCCAACAAAAUCUUAUGACCAUCUCAAAUCUCGGUGUCAUAUUUGGUCCAACCCUGAUGAGAGCACAGGAGGAAACUGUGGCUGCCAUGAUGAACAUCAAAUUUCAGAACAUAGUGGUGGAAAUCCUAAUCGAGCACUAUGAGAAGAUUUUUCAUACUGCCCCAGACCCAACCAUUCCUCUUCCUCAGCCUCAGUCUCGAUCUGGAUCCCGAAGAACCCGGGCCAUCUGCCUGUCCACAGGUUCUCGGAAGCCCAGAGGGAGGUACACGCCGUGCCUGGCAGAGCCUGAUAGUGACUCCUACAGCAGCAGCCCAGACAGCACUCCCAUGGGCAGCAUAGAGUCACUCUCCUCUCACUCUUCUGAACAAAACAGCACCACAAAAUCCACUGCCUGCCAGCCCAGGGAGAAGUCAGGAGGGAUUCCCUGGAUCACAGCCCCAUCAUCUUCCAAUGGACAGAAAAGUCAGGGUCUCUGGACAACUAGUCCAGAAUCAAGUUCUCGAGAAGAUGCAACCAAAACAGAUGUGGAGUCAGAUUGCCAGAGUGUGGCCUCCAUCACAAGCCCGGGGAAUGUCUCUCCCCCCAUAGACCUAGUCAAAAAAGGGCCCUAUGGGCUCUCAGGACUGAAAAGAUCCUCUGCUUCUUCCUCUCUCAGAUCCAUCUCUGCAGCUGAAGGAAACAAGAGCUACAGUGGAUCCAUUCAAAGCUUAACUUCUAUAGGCUCCAAAGAGUCACCCAAAGCCAUACCAAACCCAGAGCUGCCUCCAAAAAUGUGCAGGAGGUUAAGGCUAGACACUGCCUCCAGCAAUGGCUACCAGCGACCUGGCUCAGUAGUGGCAGCAAAGGCUCAACUAUUUGAAAAUGCUGGGUCACCCAAGCCAGUUUCUUCUGGACGCCAAGCCAAAGCCAUGUACUCCUGCAAAGCAGAACACAGCCAUGAGCUGUCCUUCCCCCAGGGGGCCAUUUUUUCCAAUGUACACCCGUCGGUGGAGCCAGGGUGGCUAAAGGCAACUUAUGAAGGCAGAACAGGACUAGUCCCUGAAAACUACGUUGUCUUCCUCUAAUAGUAUUAGUGGAUGGCAGUAUCUUCAUGGUAUCCAUGGUAACACAUAAUAAGUGCUAUAAUUUUAUCUGACACAGAUAUGAGGGACCAGCCACUAAAAGAAACAUCUAUGUGUCUCAACUUUUUCACCAGCAGACUUUGUAGCUCCCAUGACGGAAAGAGAAACAUAAAUAUUUGCAUCAUAGCCAUUCUUUUGGCUGUUUUCUUACUUUUAAAAUAUGCUUGUUUAUUUUUGAAUAAGAAGUGAUUUUCAACAGUCUACUCUCUCUAGCAGUUGCAGAAUUUUAGAUCCUGAGCUCAAUUCUGCAUACCCAAAAUAUGGAAGUCAGAAAUCUGCUGUACCCAUGUUAAGAUCUGUUCCUUAUUGCCUGAUAGUCUCUGGGGAACCUUGAAAUCAUUACUUUAAAAAUGUAAUUUAAAUUGUUCAUUUAUUAUUUUUGUUCUUUUUAAAUAUACUGUUUUUAUGUGUGAUUAUUUUGCUGGUCCUAAACAUUUCAAGAAAAUCAGUCUUUGUUUUAUCAUAACUAUAUUUUAUUUGUUUUCUAAAAUGAUAGUAUCUGAAAGCAAUAGUGUAUAUGAUGUCUGUAAAGUAAGCGAGUGUAAGUCAAACACUGAUUCUACCAUAAGCAGUCCAUCCAGAAUAUUAGAUGGCUUCUCUGGCUUCUGAGCAAAAGUCAAAGAAAUAAGUCUAUAAAGCCUGUAAGUAAAUAAUUUGUUGCAGGCUAGAUUUGACUUGUGAAGCACAGAUGAAUAACCCUUCCUUUAGAAGUCAUGUACACCUAUCUUGAGACUUUUAUAAAAUUUUCUAUUAAAACACACGUGUUAAUAAAUCACAUGUGCAUAUUUUUUGCUUCCUAUCAGUAUUGUGACAUUAUAGUGACCAUUGUGGGUGAACUGUAAGGAUGUGGUGUAACAUGCAGCCUGCCCACUUGAAAUGCCUCCAAGUAUUUUAAUGAUGGGGAAGUUUGGGCUUCGGAUGCUCUUGUAUAAAUGAUAAAAGCAUUGUUUGCAAAUCUGAAUUGGGAAAUUAUGCCUUCUAAACUUUUUUUAGUGGAAACAGGAAACAAACACCAAAGUACUCGAUUCUUAGACCACAAAGUCUGCUUUUUUAAAAAGAUUUAUUUAUUUAUAUAAAUGUUUUGUCUGCAUGUGUGUAAGUGUACUACAUGUAUGCCUUUUACCCAUGAAAGUCAGAAAAGGGAGGUAGAUAGCCUUGAACUGGAGUUACAGAGGCUACUGAGUUACAAAUAGGACUUCAAAUUGGGUCCUCUGGGAGAGCAACAAGUACUUCUAACCACUGAGUUAUCUCUCUAGCCCCAGACCACAGAGUUUAAAAGCAAACAAGCCAUCAUGGUUAACAGGAGUGAGAUUUACAAGGUUUUCUUCUAUGGCAUUCAGCCAUAGCCUUUCCUAUGAAUUCCACUGAAUUAUAGACCUCAUACAGUAGAGAGGUACUUAGUCUCCAUUAUUAUGUUAUCAACAAAGGGUUCUAUAUCAGCCACUUCUUCUAUUAUAACAUAUUUCAGUAAUUUCAACAUAAAAUUCCUAUGAAUAUCUACAAUCACAAAAAGCCUUUCUUCCCCAUAGCCUAAAAGGUUGUCUCACCAGAGCCUCUCCAUGUGGCCUUGUUAUCUAACUGACUUCUUCAAUGUUUUCUCUAGUUCAUAUACACUCAGGUGUCUAAAGAGCUUACAUGUUAUAGCCUAGGGUCUCAGUUCAUUCUUCAUUACAUCAAAAUUUCUAGGGAAAAUAAGCAGAGUAUACAUACAAUGUUAUGCAUCAGUAUAUCUAUGAUUUUAAAUGAAAUAAGAUAAUGGAUUAGAGUUAAUGUGUAGAGAGUAACAGUUGACAGACAGAUGCAUCCAGAAAUUACAGGAGCGAACUGAAUGCAAUGGGUGUCUCAUAAAGACAAUGACAUGAUAGGUAACUGAUAAAAGUUUGGCUCCUUCUUUUUCUUUCCUCCUUAUUCUAGUCCUUGUACACUGCAGUGAGGUAUUGCUAAACUCCUUGGUCAAGGUAGAGCCUGAUGUUUUUUAGUAUAUUAAUAACAUUCCUGUCUCUGGUAACCAUUUUCUGAGACAAAAGGUAGCUUUUAUAAUGCACCAGUAGCCUGACUACGUGGCUUUCUGUUGAAGCCCUUUGUCAUUAACCUCUUGCAUAGUGUUAGAUCAGAACCCCUAAAGAGAAGCUGGUUUGCUCUCAAAGACCAGCUUGACAGUAAAGAUUCAAUAUCUUCGUCCACUGCUGAUGCACAAAGAAAUCCCAACUUUUCCUUUUAUUUUAAUGUAGAUCCCAGCAUUCCUGACUCCCAGUUGUCUGUGAGCUAAACCAACAGAUGCUUACUGGGGACUUAGAGCUUAGUAGGACAUGGGUAUGAAAGCCAGCUCUGCUUUCUGAUGGUGAGAUCUACUCUGUGUCAUUAUUUGUUGAAGUUCCUUCCCUGAAACAAGACAUAAACAUGCUGGUUCAUGUUGCACUUGUGCUUGCGAUUUAACCUUUUAGAAUUUUUUUCUUCAUGUUAAUUAUAUAUGUAAGGAAACCAUGAUGAUAUAUGGGAGAGAGGCUAAGGGUACUUUCUUCCUGAAUUAAGUACCCUAAAGAUGAAGUAUGCAGGAGCACUACAAAAAAUGAAGAUGUGUGUUCUGGAGUACAUGGAAGGUGUGCUGGACAGGAGAGCAUUGCGGUGAUGGAAGAGUCAUGUCUCAAACUGUGAUACUAUUCAUGACAUGAAGAACUUACCUGUGAGACAGUGGGAUGAACUGUCAUAUGUACACCCUGAAAGCUGCAAUAUACAUCCAAAUAAAUGCCUAUAGUUUGAUCAAUGUGAGGACGUCUUGGGGGUUGAUGUAAUUCCCUUGGGUGUUCUCUGCAAGUAUCCUUGGGUUUGCAACACUGUUGUAUUUGGCAGGUGAUUUUUGACCUAUUCUGCCAUCCCACUUCAUUUGGUUCAUACAAGUUAGUCAUUCAACUGAACAAUUUUCCUAAUGUAUUGUGUGUCAGUAUCUGAAAAGUACAAUAAACUUUCAAUCUCUCCAGUGUCCAUGCAGUGUGAAGAAGCAUUAUCUCCCUGCUUGCUGGUGUGAUUCAUUGUGUUAUAGGUAGGACUGAAAUAUUCACCAAUAGCCCCAUUGUGGAAAGACUUUGUCAGAGAGAUAGUGGGUUAAAGAUAUAAAAGAUAUACUUUAUAUUUCUGUUAAUCCCCAACUACUGAGACACCAAGUAGUGACAAUAAAAAUGCAUGAGACGUC
Molecule: messenger RNA, 6179 nt
Organism: Mus caroli (Ryukyu mouse)
Lineage: Eukaryota; Metazoa; Chordata; Mammalia; Rodentia; Muridae
Gene: Arhgap42
Product: Rho GTPase activating protein 42
Biological process (GO): signal transduction
Cellular component (GO): cytoplasm
Molecular function (GO): protein binding; GTPase activator activity
Source: RefSeq, a predicted model, not a curated record